Messenger RNA from Pichia membranifaciens NRRL Y-2026, 747 nucleotides. RefSeq lists its product as hypothetical. Gene Ontology annotation, cellular component: cis-Golgi network; TRAPP complex; trans-Golgi network. Gene Ontology annotation, biological process: regulation of GTPase activity; endoplasmic reticulum to Golgi vesicle-mediated transport. The record is from RefSeq and is a predicted model, not a curated record. The coding region runs from base 1 to 747 and encodes 248 amino acids. NCBI's taxonomy places the organism in Eukaryota, Fungi, Ascomycota, Pichiomycetes, Pichiales, Pichiaceae. The transcript has a single exon.
AUGAAGGCUCUGUCGUAUCUUCUCAACGAGACAGUAGCCCAUGCGGUGAGGUCGACCAUUAAGUCGAGGUCGGAAGACGGCCUCAGCGGCGGCAGGGUGUUUGCGGACGUCCUUGGCCGUGUGGACUUCUUGAAGGACGCAACAGACGUGGUUGCUCCGUCCACGCUCUCCUACAUGAACAGGAUCGGCUACAACGUGGGCUUCAAAACGGCAAACAUACUACUCAUGGAGAACACAGACGCCACCUCUCUCGGCAAUGUGUCCACAACGGCCUUGGUCGACAACCCGCUCGAGGCAAUGAAGUUCAUCUGCAGAGAUGUGUGGAAAAACCUCUUUGGGAAGCAAAUGGACAACUUGCGGACCAACCACAUCGGCACCUUUGUGCUCAUCGACAACAAGCCUGUGCCGUAUGCGUCGUGCCACUUCUACGAAGGUUCUGCCGCCGUCAUAGACAAUUCCGGCUCCACCUCUACCCUCAGCACGCCCCGCAAUAUGACCAUCAGCUCGUUCAAUUCGCUCCCGGGGGUCUCUGAAACCGACCAGGAGCAGGGUCAGGACACAAUCACCGACCCAACCUUGCUACGUGCCAGUGCCUACCUUGAGUUCAACUGCGGCGUCAUCCAGGGCGUCCUCCAGUGCCUAGGCGUGGGCUCUGGCAUUGCCAGUGUUUCUGUUCAGCCCGAAGAGGAAGGCAGAAACGGCGACGCGAGAAGCGUCGUUUAUACUGUGGAGACCAGAUCCGCUUGA